CCAGAAGGAAUGGCCAGAAAUUUGCCACGUGGGAUUGGUUUUCUUCUUCUCAGCAGUCACAGUGAUUUUGACAAGCCUAACCAGAGAGAAGAAUGACAACUAAUGAGCUCCACAGCCAGCGCGCCUCCUCCUCCCGACCCGCCAAUGGGCAGCACCUAUUAUCAAAAUGAUUAGCCUCUGUUGCAGCACUUCAUUCUCUCGCACCGGCAGUAGGCGGUAUAGCGAAAGAGACGGAUAAAAAUGUGGAGUGAAUCCAGUCUGCUCCGAGGCUGGCGGAUGAGAGCGAGCGGGCUGCCCGUGUGAUGCUGCCCCUGCCCCUGCCCCGCUGCUGCUGCUGCUGCAACACCUCUGGAGGCGAUGCAGGAGACGCGGUGCAGCAGGCACUAAAGAAGGAAGGCGGUGUAGCCUAUAGGAGGAGGAUACCAGACAGACUACUACAACACCGCCUGAUGGGGAAACGCUGACUGAGAGAGAGAGAGAGCAGACACAGAGAGGAGAGAGAGAGAGAAACAGCGCAUGGUGGAGAAGCUGAGGAGAAGAACCGACGGGGAUUAGGUGAUUGAACCCAGUCUCAACACCGCCGACGGAGACCCCCAGCCUCCAGUCGCUGCUUGGGGAAGAGCAGCCCCAAAACAUACACCAUGGUGGGGAUGGAUCUGCAUUCAGCUCUGAACGACAAAAUGGGCACAGUUUCAGUCAUGGCAAGGCUCGUGCUUUCCCUCCUGCUCCUGUGUGGAUGGCAAAAUAGCGUCUGCCUGUCCUCCUCAGAGGCUCAGAAGGAGGCGGUCACCAACGACAACAGCACAGUUUUCACCCAGAUCCUGGACGGGCUCCUUGAGGGUUAUGACAACAGGCUGCGGCCAGGGCUUGGAGAGAACGUCACAGAGAUCAAGACGAACAUAUUCGUCACCAGCUUCGGCCCGGUGUCUGACACGGAGAUGGAAUACACAAUAGAUGUCUUCUUCCGUCAGAGCUGGAAGGACGAGCGUCUGUGCUUCAAAGGGCCCAUGGAGAUGCUGCCGUUAAACAACCUGCUGGCCAGCAACAUCUGGACCCCGGAUACCUUCUUCCUUAACGGCAAGAAGUCUAUCGCUCAUAACAUGACCACGCCCAACAAGCUGCUGAGGCUGCAGGAUGACGGCACUUUGCUCUACACUAUGAGACUGACCAUAUCAGCAGAAUGCCCCAUGCAGCUGGAGGAUUUCCCCAUGGAUGCACACGCCUGCCCGCUCAAGUUUGGCAGCUACGCCUAUCCGGUGUCAGAGGUCGUCUACACUUGGACCCAGGGAGCUGAUAAGUCUGUGGAGGUGGCAGGGGACGGCUCCAGACUCAACCAGUACCAUCUUAUCGGGCAAACUGCCGGCACUGAGAACAUACACACAAGCAGAGGACAGUACACUGUGAUGAUGGUUCACUUCUACCUGAAGAGGAAGAUUGGAUAUUUUGUCAUCCAGACGUAUAUGCCCUGUUUCAUGACCGUAAUCCUGUCCCAGGUGUCGUUUUGGCUAAACAGAGAAUCAGUUCCUGCGAGGACCGUCUUUGGGGUGACUACUGUGCUGACCAUGACUACCCUCAGCAUCAGCGCCAGGAACUCACUCCCCAAAGUGGCCUACGCUACAGCUAUGGAUUGGUUCAUCGCCGUCUGCUACGCAUUCGUCUUUUCUGCCCUCAUCGAGUUCGCCACAGUGAACUACUUCACCAAAAGGAGCUGGGCCUGGGAUGGCAAGAAGGCUCUCGAGGCACAGCACCCUAAGAAACGAGACCCCAUGGUGCUGUCAAAGAAGCCCAACAACGUCUGCUCAGCGGGCGUCAACUACACCCCCAACCUCACCAAGGACGUGUCCAUCUCCACCAUCUCCAACACGACGUCGGUGCAGCUCCGGGCCUCGGAGACCAAGAUGGUGGACCCCAAGAAGACCUACAACAGCGUCAGCAAGAUCGACAAGAUGUCGCGGAUAGUGUUCCCCGUCCUGUUUGGAACCUUCAACCUCGUCUACUGGGCCACGUACCUGAACAGAGAACCGGUGGUGAAAGGAGUGGUCAGCUCAACGUAAUCUUUCUCAUUUUUUUUUCCUGAGACAGAGAGUUCGUAUUAGGGGAUUAAGUUUGUUCUAAUUUGAAAGUGGGUGGACUUAAAGGAAAAGGGGUUGUUGUAAGGUUGUUGCCCAAGACAAAAAAAUUUAAAAAAUAACAAAUAUCUGCGCUUGAAGAACAAAAACAAACUAUACUCAACUAUCUAAUUCAAGCACUUUGAAUGGAUGCAAGGCUGCAACAGAAUCCCUUUCCUGUUUUUAUGGCCUAAAAAACUGCUCGAUCACACAGAAACUUGCUUCUAAGACCUCGAGGGAGCGGGUGCUUUGCUUCUUUCUCAUCUAUCCUGCUGCAGUUUGCAUGACGCUCUCCUCAAAAGGACUCCUCUUUGUCUUGAAUACCGACCAUAUAUAUGUCAAUCACUGCUUAAGGUAUGGGAGCACACUCCAUGGCGACUACUUGAGGUUUUAAAUAAACUAAUGUAGGCAUUUUGAGCAAUUUUCCUAAAUUUACUCUUAUCAUGGAGGCUUGAAAUGCACUGAGCUUAUGCUGUGGAAAAAACCCUGCAAUAUAACAUGCAUUUGAAAAAUUGAUUUAAAAAAUGUACUUAACUCCACACUGUGUGGAAGAAACAUCUCUUGAGAUUAAUGCUGCAAGUGCAUUAAUAAUUUAGUUUUCUGUCUCUUUUUUAAAAAAGAACCUUUGCCAUUUUUUUCUCCUAUUGCAGUGGGUGCUUGUGUGUCUCUUUGUACAUCUUUACUUGAAGAUUCAAAGCCCUUUGCUGCAGGCCUGGUUUCCCAAAAGCACUGGCAGACAGAGUCUCAGUGGAAGAUGACGAGUGCUACCUAAAGGUGAAAAAAAAAAGUAUUCGAAAGAUUAUCAUUGCAGAAUUUUUACAUUAAGAGAUGCUUUUUCAUUCAUAAAAAAAUAAAAAGUCGUCAUUUUGGGCAGCUUGCCAACAAGAAAAAAAACGUCUUUGGCCCACUUACACUGGGUGAGUGGACAGCUGUGGAUGGGGUGUUCAGGACAAAUUUAGGAUACGUGCUUUAACUGAAUUUUGAGCACAGGUCACUCAGCUAGGAAACUAAUUUUCACAGCUGAGAGACCGGUGCUCGAAACGCAGAGUGUGUGACAUACAAAUCAGCAGAGUGAGAGUUUGGAGACUGUCAUAGGGGUGCUAACCUCUAUUUAGGCAAGCAUGCUUCUUACUGAUACUUGGGCAAAACACUGCAACACCACCAGCUCCAGGGGUCAGUGUCACAAAGACAGGAUGUGACGUAGAUCAAAAUAACAGUAAGACAGCUGGCGAAGUCUUUACAGAUUAGUCCUAUGUAACUGUGGUAUUUUUCAACCUGGACCAUUUUCUCAUGUGUUUGUGAUUAAUAGGAAUUACUUUUUUGAAAUUUGUCCAGUAUUGAGUGAGAUUGCUGCUGCGAAACAGUCUGCAAUGUAACCACAUGGAGCGUGUUCACACCAUCAGUUUAAGUCUGCUAAAAGUGCUUGUUUUUGUCACUGACAGGCUCAGAUUGUUAUUUCAAUUGUCUGACAGCAUUAUGGAAAGGAUCACUAAAGAGACAGACCAUUUGGUUUAAGAGUAAAGGGUAUACUUAUGCGGUGGUGUGUCUGUGUCGCUCUGCAGUUACACCUCCAAAACACUAGUUGGCGGCGGAGGUUUCUGUGAAGUGCUGUUAAGUUUAGUUGAUUGACAAGUACACAAAUCAGCUUCACUAUAAUUCGCAGCAUUCACAGACAAACACUUGUCUUUAUCUGAACACAUUUUCCCCACAAAUACAACAUGCUAACGUUAUUAGCACAAGCCUAUGCCAUUUUACAUUGUAUAAAUUAGCCUAGUGGCUAGCGGAGAUAUCUUCUUCUCAUAUGAAGCCAGGGACAACAGCAACAUUUAACAAAGGUAAUGUAAUAAAAUUCAGCUCCAUUACAACUCACAAGGUUCACCGACAAAACAACUGUCUUAUACUAGGUUUUCCAAACAAAUACAACAUGCUAACGUUAUUAGCACAAGCCUGUGGCAUUUUAUAUUGCAUAAAUUAGCCUAGCAAUGAGUGGAGAUUUUCUCUGCUCAUAUGAAGCCAGAAUAAAUCUCGAUGUAUAAAUCCCCAAAGGUUAAAUCACCUUUACGUUAAUUUCAUCUGUGAAAUUAACGUAAAUAAAAGCUUUGUUUCCACUGAGGGACAUGGUUUAAGCUUACAAAAAUAGACGGGAGGUCUGUGAUGCCGUGUAGUUACAUGUCUGGGGAGGUGCACCUCAGGCAGAAGUAAAAAGUCUGCCUCAGAUCCAUUUUGUUUAGCCAGAAACAGCCCAAAAUUGCUUUCACCAAACCCACCAGACUCCAUAAACAGUAAAUUUAUCAUCAUAAAACACUCUUCAAAGUCGCCAGAAUCAAAAUAAGACUUACAAAAGUCACUUUAACACUGUUCCAACAAUCACUAAGUCUGGUUUGGUUGAAAUAAACCCUUAAUUCACCCCGUUAGAUGUGAAUAUAUACCGGCUCUUUACAUACUGGAGUCUGGUGGGUUUGGCAACAACGAUCUUGAGGCUGUUUCUGGCUGUUACUCUUUAACAAAAAAGUCUGUCUCUGUAGGGAUCUUUUCCAUAAUGUUCGAGGAUACAUCUAAUAACAAUCUGGCAAAAACAAGCACUUUUAGUGGCCGCACGUACAUUAAUGGUGCCAUAUGCCUAGAGUGGUUACAUUGCAGCCUGUUUCACAGCUGCUGGCUGCAGCCUUCUCACUCAUCACUGAACCAAUUAAAAAAAUGUUCCCAUUGGUAUCAUAGUCUCAAAUAUGUGAAAACAUGGACCAGGUUGAAACAUACUGAAGUUACCUUUUCAGUAAGACUAAUUUGCCAUGAAUUCUGCGUAAAUUAAAAGUCUUUUCAAACUACAAAACAUAACUGACCAACCUCCAUUCACUGAAGCAGAAAAUAUUUGCCUUCUGGAGGACUUUAACAGUUACAAGGGCAUUUUGUUAGAGGAAUUCUGAUGCCCUUAUGUGGGGAGAAAGAACAAAAAGAGAAUAACAAUCAGUGAAGUUUCAUUAUCAUACGAUUUUCUGCAUUGAAUAAUAAAUUGCUGAUGAAAGUGUGUCAUUAAACUCACCGUAAAGGCCUGUGGCACGGUGGAAUAAGUGGUUCAAGAAGCUUAUUGGCUUUCAGGCUCAGUUGGUGAACUACUGUAGCUGAGGAGCUAACUGCUCACAUGCUCGCCAGCCAGGACAUGCUAGUGCUUGUUAGUCACAGUAGCUAAGCUUCUUCUGUUUUCUCUCAACUGAAUGAACUGAUUUUGACACAGUUGUUUUUGCCACUUGAAACUACAGUGUCAUCAGGCCUUUAAGUUACGGAAAUUUGGGGGAAAUCAGGCCAAGUCUCGUAAGGGAAUCAUGUAAAUAAACUUUUAAUUUGAAACUUUGCUUUGACAUAAAAAAGACAAUGUCUCUCGUUUGAGUUUUAAGCCCUUGGAAGAAAAAAACAACAACCAAAGUCUAACGUUGACUUUCACAUCCUGAAGAUGUUUUCGUCUGAUAUCUUUCUUAAUGUUUGUGUGUACAUGUGUAAGAUUCUUUUCUUCCUGUCGCUUGUAGAGGAGCUCACAUCGUAUCAAACUUUUGAUCUCUUUGGAUCUGAUGUUUUUUUGGUCAUCUAUUUCUACAUUGACUUGAUCACACUGGAAGCAAUGAGCACAUGUUGUGGCAUUUUGGCUCGAGCCCACCAUAGCACAGCCUGUGUGACUUGUUGGACUAUGGUGAGACAUACUCAGGAACAAAAGGACCCCUGCUCCCAGCAGAAGAGUUGCCUCAGAGUCACUGUGUGUUUAAUCUCAUGGAGUUUAAACGGUGCAGUUGGGGGCAUUGUCAAAGAAACAAUGGCUUGGUGAAAACCAUGAAAAUAAAGACAUCAGCUGCUACUGUACCUGCUUUGCUUUGUGAAAUUGGGACCUACAUUGGAUGUCGUCACCAUAUCAGCUUAAAAUUCUUUCCAAAGCGCUUUCAUUUUGGAUUUUUGUGCCAUAAUUUUCUGUAGUGUUUUCGUGCUGGUUUGGGUUGAUGUUGAAUUUCAUGUAAAUCUAAGGUGUUGCUAUCUGUCAAAAGCUUGGUGGGUGUCUAUCAGCAAAGCUACGUGUCAGUGCUUGUUCAAGCGCAGCAGCCGUGUAAAAGGAAGUCCAAUGAAAUGCACUUGAAAGGCAAUCUAUAUAUUUGUCUGUCUGUGGUCGCCAUGGCAGCAAGUCCAGAUGAACAGACCAGACAUCCUUUUACCCAGUAACAACCUCCAACCUCCACUGCCUGCUUGUUUCUGACUCUGCUGCUUAUCCACAUCGUCAAGACACGUGCUAAUUUUCCUUUUGUUUCUGAUGACGCCUGCAGUAGCUAAAUCCUUCACAUAGUUUGAGGUCAUUUCGUUUGUUUUGUCAGAGCUGAACUGCUCCAGAGCUGCUUUAUUUCAGCUGACUAAGCCUUAUUUUGAGUUAUAUUACCAAAGGAAAUGAAACUGUAAUUAGCAUCUUGGUCCCUAAUCAUGUAAGUGUAUUUAGUCUCCAUUGUUUUCUCUAUGGAAGGCAGUGUCAGUCCGUCCUCCACUUAAACACUCCCAUCGGCCUUAGUUGUACUUUUGUGCUCAUUUAAUGCUAAUUAGCUAAUGUUAGCAUGCUAACACGCUGUGGGGAACAUGGUAAACAUUAUACCCACUUACCAUCGGCAUGUUAGCAUUGUCAUUGUUAGCAUGCUGAUGUUAGCAUUUAGCUUAAAGCACUGCUGUGCCUAAGUAUAGCCUUACAGAGCCAUUAGAGCACACAGUAGCAUGGCUGUAGACCAGUGGUUAGCAAAUAUCAGCCCACAACUGACAAAAACUGAAGUAUUUCUUUAUUAUUUUUUAACUUUAUUUUUAUUUUUGAUAUGAGCAAGUACACUAUUAUCAGGAUCUCUGUUUGUUCAACCUACUAAAUUAUCUGUGUUUGUACAUGUUCUCCAAAUGGGCGGGGUUUAAAUAGAAGUGGGUGUGGCUUUAAAGCUGAGUGGGUGUGGUCUGAUCUGAAAUUGUUAUUUAAGCCUGAAAUUAAUAUAUAGUUCAUCGGUAGUUGCUAUAUUUAUUAUUUAUUAGAAAGUUUUUUCGAGAACAUCCCCAAGUAAGUCAGGACUUUUGUUCUUUAUCUGUACCGGAUACUCGCUUCAUCCAAGUAUUUAGCGACAAGAUUUUGGUUUUGAAAGCAUUCUGGUUUCUGUUUGUAGUCUGUUUUUAGUGCGAGUAUUAUUGACCAAUCACAUUAGAGUGGGUUUUGGUUGCAUUCAGGUAAACAAUUCAUGCGGGGGGCAAAAGAGGCAAAACGCAUCGGCUGAAAUGCAGUCCCAGAACCUUUUGGCUAUCAUCUGACCAUGACUUCACUUUCUGUUCACUUUUUUAAUUUCUUUUGACAAUCCGGAAAAAUAAUCCAGUCAUAGACGUCGUAUCUCAACAACUUGUUCGUAUUCCCAGGUCAUCAAAUACACUUUCUCACACUACUCGGUGUCUCAUAGCGAGGUCUGAAAUACAUUGUAACAUGUGGCUUACGUUGUGAUACCUUUGUAGUUAGGUUAAGGCCACAAAAUUAGUUGGUUAUGUUUCGAAAAAAGAUCAUGUUUUGGUUGAAAAUAGGUGUGUUUGGUACGUAAAAAUAGCAUAACGUGAUGUAAAUGUUUCACGUAAAUGUUAGCUUUUGGUUUCACAUGGGACAUGAACUGUGGUCUCCUAGAUGAAGAAGUUUUGUUAGACCCAUCCACCAUACCUCCCUCCCACCCUCCAAGGACUUUCUCAGUCUUUAUACUACAUCAGUUUCUCUCAGUGUCACGCACUGUAGUGGAUGGGUUCAAUUUGGAGUUAGCUUAAAGCCUGAUGCAUCUCAUAUAGACACUAAAGGGUGCCUUUGCUGUCGCUGUCACAUGCUAAUGGGUGUGACAAAGUAUUUGACGCCCUAGGAGUGAGAGCUCUCAAAUCCAACUCUAUUCUCACUUUUAAAGUUUCUAAUCGGAUUGUAAAAGAUGACCAGCACACAGAAGUUAUUCAGGAGUACGGUCUCACUCUGAAAUCGUCGAAAUCCAGCACUUGGGCAGUGACUUGCGGCAUCAGAAACCAACGAAACAAGGCGUCCUUUAAUGUCAGCAUGAUACGUGGCCAGUUGCCGUUAUAGUUUAAUGGCGUCUGGCAGCAUCAGGGGGAAACGCGGCGGGACAAGAACGAAAGUUACAUUUCCUGUGAAAACAGAAGUGUAUUUUGAAAGAAGACGAUGCAUUUAACAGGCAGAACUUGACACAGUGUCCCAGAACGUCAGCAGCCGUACCCAGGGUACCUUGUACGGCAUAUGUGGAAAGUCCAUGACCAAACGUCGAUAUGUGAAGAUGUCGGAGUGAGAAUGUGUUGUAUUCGGAUAUCGGCUGGCCACACCACAACUCCAGAAAUAUUCACUGUCGCGCCCUAGAGGCUAAAUCAUCGUCAGACUGAUCCCUGAUGGGUUUGGAGAUUGCAUGGCUGUAGACCAUUGGCAAGCCAAUAGCGGCGUAAAUCUGCCCCUCGAACAAAAAAGCUGAAGUAUUUCCUUUUACGGUUCACAAAACUUCAUUAUUUUUGAUAAAUAGACUACUGGUACACUUCAUUCUAUCUAUACAUACAUCUUUCUUGCCAUUGAAGAAAUGAGUGCCCCUAUCUACCCAUCCAUCCAUCCAUCCAUCCAUCCAUCCAUUUAACCAGCCCUCUCUUCUCUAUUGCCAGCCAAGAAACGAUUGCCUGCCCCUCCCUCCUUCCUUCAGCCACUGUGACAGACUCAUCUGCCAUACAUCUGUUAGAAAAGGGAUUUAGUUCCGCUUAAGUUACUUUCACCCAUUCAGGGGGGCCCCUUACAGCAAAGCGCUUCACUCCAAUUUAAGCCCCGACUGGCCCAACCGAUGACAAAUGCUUGUUUUUCUCUCUGUGGUGUCUGGACAGCUGUGGCUGGUGCAUGUUAGGGACAAAUUUAGGAUUGAUUAUACGUACUUUAUCCGAAGCUAGCUCAUGGGCAGUGAAGCAGACUGAAGUCUUGAACUCGGGUCUCUCUGCUGGGGACUGUAAUGCACAUGCAGCGGUCGCAACAUCCCAGGAAGGCGGUAGACAGCCGUUACACAUGCAUGGAGUUUUUCUUGCUUUUGAGCAUCAAUAACAACUUUUUUGGAGGAAACAUUAAACUGUUUGCUUAAAUUUUGCAAAAAAGAAAUACAGCAAAGCCAUUGUAGCUAUAGCUGGGCUUUACAACGUAUUUGUGUUCUUCAUUCUUUGUUUUAUGUACUGUAUUUGUUUUAUGUAUUAUACUUAAAAUGAUCAAAUAAAA
This is a messenger RNA of Epinephelus moara (kelp grouper), 9375 nucleotides long. Its product is annotated as gamma-aminobutyric acid receptor subunit alpha-5-like. Gene Ontology annotation, biological process: gamma-aminobutyric acid signaling pathway; signal transduction; monoatomic ion transmembrane transport. The transcript has 11 exons. The record is from RefSeq and is a predicted model, not a curated record. Lineage: Eukaryota; Metazoa; Chordata; Actinopteri; Perciformes; Serranidae. Bases 642 to 2054 code for a protein of 470 amino acids. Gene Ontology annotation, cellular component: dendrite membrane; neuron projection; postsynapse. Gene Ontology annotation, molecular function: inhibitory extracellular ligand-gated monoatomic ion channel activity; GABA-gated chloride ion channel activity; transmitter-gated monoatomic ion channel activity involved in regulation of postsynaptic membrane potential.